This is a messenger RNA of Zingiber officinale, 1276 nucleotides long. RefSeq names its product transcription factor KUA1-like. Gene Ontology annotation, biological process: response to gibberellin; response to auxin; response to ethylene. The record is from RefSeq and is a predicted model, not a curated record. Gene Ontology annotation, molecular function: DNA binding; zinc ion binding. The coding region runs from base 154 to 840 and encodes 228 amino acids. NCBI's taxonomy places the organism in Eukaryota, Viridiplantae, Streptophyta, Magnoliopsida, Zingiberales, Zingiberaceae. The transcript is spliced from 3 exons.
AAUUGUGUGUCCAUUAUGGUGACACCCCACUACAAUCCUGCCCACCAAUGAGACCUGAAUUUUAAUUCCUCCAACCUUGAGAUCCAGCACUUAGUCAGUUCUUAUAGCCUUGUGACAGAGAGGUUUGUCGGAUUUAGUUUGUGAAGGUUGAAAAUGGUGAGGAAGUGCUCCCAUUGUGGCAAUUAUGGCCACAAUUCUAGGACUUGUAUCAUCACAAGAGCCAUGGUUGGAGGAGGGGGAGUGAAGCUAUUUGGGGUAGAGCUGCACAUGGCUUCCGCGAUGAAGAAGAGCUUUAGCAUGGAGUGUCUCUCCCACAACUAUCCUCCUGCUACUUCCCCUACAUCAUCGACAUCUUCCUCCCUUGGCUCAGUCAAUGAAGCCACUGAGAGGAUUUCUAAUGGCUAUCUCUCUGAUGGUCUCUGUGGCAGAACUCAGGAGAGGAAGAAGGGUGUUCCAUGGACUGAGGAAGAACACAGACAAUUUCUUGUGGGACUUGAGAGGCUUGGAAAAGGAGAUUGGAGAGGCAUCUCGAGGAACUUCGUCACCACAAGAACCCCAACACAAGUAGCUAGUCAUGCUCAAAAGUAUUUCCUCAGACAAAACAGCCACAGCAAAAAGAAGCGUCGAUCGACUCUCUUGGAUGUGGCUGCGGCGAUAGAUCUGAAUUCACCGAUCGAAGAAGAAGAAGAAGAAGAAAUGAUUCAUCUGGAUUCUUGCCCCUGUCAGAUGCCCAAUUCAUCUGGUGAAGUCUCACAUGCACUAGAUCUGGAGCUCAGAAUUUCAAGCCCAAGGUUGAACCAGAAUAGUUCAUCACCUAAACUUUAUGCCUUGGAGCCAUAAGAGUCACUUGAACUGUUUCUUGGUAGAAUUCUGCAAGCACGAAUGUAAUUGAAGCUAAACAAGUGCUUUCGACGCAAACUUCGUUUUCCUUUUUUCAAUUAAUUCGUCAAUUUCAGAUAAGGUGAUAGUAGUUUUUUUCCGGAUGAAAUGAUUAGUAAUCCUGUCUGAAAUCGAUGGAGAUGAAGUGCUCGAUAUGUGAUGAAGACUCCUUAUUGUCCAAAAAUAACUCCGAAGCAUUCUUGCAUAUCAAAAGGAGUGUUACCAAUCGAGUCAAGGAAAGGGUCUCAGUGUAGUCCCUCAAAGGCUCAAGGCAGUGAUCGGCAGAAGAUAAUGAACAAUAGGAAGAACAGUGGACGCAUAUGUAAAAUUAUCUAGUCUCGUGUUGUCUAAGCGUACUUGUCCCUUUUUAUAGUGUUAUUAUUUUUCUAUGCACAAA